AUGGAGUUUCCUUCUCUUCCCAAUCUCUUCCUUCUUCUCUCCCUCUCAAUCCUCUUCCUUUCAUCUCUUCACGUUCAAGCUAAAGUUACCUUCAAAUAUUGCGAUAAGAAGGAAGAUUAUCCUGUCAAGGUGACUGGAGUUGAAAUAUUACCAAACCCUGUUGUCAGUGGCAACCCAGCCAACUUUAAGAUCUCAGCUACCUCUGGUAAGGCUCUUUAUGGUGGAGAUGUGGUCAUUGGAGUUUCCUAUGUUGGUGUGCCUGUCCAUUCUGAAACCAUUAAUCUGUGUCAGGAAGUAUCUUGUCCCGUUGCUAGUGGCAAUUUUGUGAUUUCUCACACCCAAACGUUGCCUUCAAUUACUCCACCGGGACCUUAUGCUCUAAAGAUGACACUGAAGGACGACAAGGGCGAUCUGUUAACCUGCAUCAAGUUUAAUUUUAAAAUCGUUUUCGGAUCUGUCGUGUCUGACAUGUGA
Molecule: messenger RNA, 474 nt
Organism: Vicia faba (fava bean)
Lineage: Eukaryota; Viridiplantae; Streptophyta; Magnoliopsida; Fabales; Fabaceae
Source: the annotation of a GenBank genome assembly